GGUCACGUGACCGCAGCGAGGCUCGGCGAGAGGAAGCGAGAGUGGCGGUGUUUGUGUUGGUGGUGUAAAGGAGGUCUCAUAGUGCUGCUGUUGUUGUUGUUGUUGGGGAUCCCUCUCCUCGCUCGCCUCCCGUCUCCUCGCCGACAGCCACGGGAGACAACAGCGAGGGGACACGCGGAGAGUCAUGGGGCACGCGGCGCGGAUGAUGGAGUUUGUGGUGGCGCUGCUGCUGCUCGUGGCGGUGGAUGUGAGCGGGGCCGCGGCGGCCCCCGAGCUCGCCUCGGCUGUGUGGGACUCCCAGCGCGGCCUCGCCGUGGUGCGAGGCAUCGAUCCGGGGGCCCUGGCCUGGGCCAACUUCACUGACAGAAUCUCCAGCACGGGCUGGUCUCACCUGACUCUUGCCACAAAUGAGAAGUAUGACGACGCCUUACAAGCCUACGCUGCCGGUGUGCUGGAGGCCAACGUGACGAGCAAGUACAUUAAGCUGCAAUGGCAGAACACGAUGGAAGGAUAUUGUGCCAAGGGCCCGCAGGAGUCGGCCUACUGUGGCAGGCUGGAGGGCUUCCUCAAGGACAACCUCGACUGGAUGAAUGCACAGAUCGAAGCAGAGCCAGAGAAUCCACUUUGGCACCAGGUGCGGCUGGCCUUACUGCAGUUCAAGGGCAUCGAGGAUGGCAUGAGUGGGAAUAUCACCCUCCCCACCGGGAGGAUAGACAUCUCUCCCUUUGGAUUCUACUUGGGCCAAAUUGCCACCGAUUUGGGAGAUUUGGAGCAAGUUCUCAACAAGACUGCCGCGACGCAGAAUCCUGCCUCUGGAAUGGAAUAUGAGCGUCGUGGUCCGGUGGGGAAGGGCCACUGCUCCGCCCUGAUCAGGCUACUGCCAGACGGACAGGACUUGCUGACGUCACAUGUGACUUGGGGGGCCUACCAGAGCAUGCUGAGGAUCGUUAAGAAUUACCAACUUGCGUUUCACACUACACCCAAGGGUCAGCAGGUGAUCCCUGGCCACGAGCAAGCCUUCAGCUCCUACCCUGGUGUCACCUUCUCCAUCGAUGAUUUUUACAUCCUAAGCAGUGGACUGGUUGUGCUGGAGACUACUAUUGAAAACAACAACCCUGAGCUGUGGCACCUAGUCCAGCCAAAGGGGCAACUUUUGGAGUGGUUGCGUAACGUGGUGGCCAACCGACUGGCGACGUCUGGCCAACAUUGGGCAGAAACAUUCAGACAGCACAAUAGCGGCACGUACAACAAUGAGUGGAUGGUUGUUGACUACAAGCGUUUUGCUACUGGAUCAUCAAAAUCGAGAAGUGGAAUCUUGACCGUACUUGAACAGAUGCCGGGCCUGGUGGUGUCAUCAGACCUGACGGAUGUCCUUUACAAAGAACAAUACUGGGCUAGCUACAACAUCCCCUACUUCCAGAAGAUCUGGAAUGUGUCUGAUCAGCAGGCCUUGGUGGACAAGUUCGGAGACUGGUUUGACCAUGACCGCUGCCCACGUGCUCAGAUUUUCCGCCGAGAUGUCCACACAGUCACCGACCUUCCCUCCAUGGUGCACCUCAUGAGGUACAACAACUUCAUGAAUGACCCACUGUCGGCGUGCAAGGGCUGUGUGCCGGGACAGAACGCAGAGUUUGCCAUAGCAGCGCGCUGUGACCUGAACCCAGCCAAUGGAACCUAUCCCUGUGACAUGUUGCAACAGCGCAGCCAUGGGGCCACUGACAUGAAGAUCACGAGCAAGGCGAUGGUGCCACGGCUGGAAAUGGUGGCCCAGAGUGGUCCCACAUGGGACCAGCAGCCUCCCUUCCAGUGGAGCAAGUCUCCCUUCCCCAGCCUCUCCCAUGUUGGGCAGCCAGACCUGUGGUCCUUCUUACCUGAGCACAUCAGCUGGCGCAAACACUCAGGCCAAUAAGAGCAUUGUUGCCAGAUUAGAGUAAAUUCUUACUCUGCAGAUUAAAACUAGUUUGUUUAUUUUCAAUUUGGAUUUACGGAAUUCACAAUGUUUGGAUUUUAGGAUUUUGAUUCUGGUUUUUGGGCCAGUGCAAGCAGGUGUGGUCUUAAGGUAUACACAUCUUUAGGGACCAGGCUGGUAGUAUCAUGGUCAGAGCAAAAACAGCCAGGGAUCUUAUAUUCUUUUCUAAUCCAUGUCUGUAAUGAUCGUAAGUGUCUUUGUUAGUAAAAGUUGAGUCAUCUGUAAACCCAUAAACAUGAAGCGAAAGUAAACGAAAACAGUACCAGCAGUGUAACUACGUUGCUGCACGAGUGACGUUUCUUCUGGAGUAUAAAAAGCAGCAGUAACAACAGGGCCAGUGUAGACCACCAGGUGGCAGGCACAGAUCACAACUGACCCUUGUAACUCAGCCAACCAUAUCAAACUUGAAUUCCCUCCCAUUUUCUAUUUAUUUCUCACACUUAUUAUACCAAAAAUAUAAUGACGCAUUCAUAGUCUUCAUCUUCAUUUUGAGGUGUAAGUCAUUGCAGUCUUUUUAUACUUUAUAUCAGUGUUCUUCACUAAUUUUCAGAGGGGGGCCACAUAUUUGAAACCAUUGGGGUAUGACAGAACGAUGAUGAUGGGGGGUGUUUUCACAUGUUGUGUAUUGUCGGGAGGUGCACGUCAGGGGCCGCUAGUCGCCCGCGGGCCUUGCAAUGAAGAAGAACACUGCUUUAGAUAAAGUCAUUGUGAGGAAUCACUGCCCAAACCAGACACAUGCAAGGCAAUCAUUUAUAUACUUUACUGCCUUUGGAGCAGAGAUUAACUGUAGCUUACAUUUUUUUUGUUACAAGACAGCAGUAAAGUGGUGGUAAAUUACAUUCAGCUUUUGCUUCAACACCUCAACAAAACGAUAACUGAAAUUCAUUUGUUCUAUUUCAAUCAUUUUCAAUGAUCUGGCAAAGCUGACAUUGCUAAGAAUCAAACAUUCACUGCUACAAUUUAGCAAGUUUCUCCAACCCUUCCUUAUUUCCAGAUUGAACAUGAGAUUGAAUGUACACAGCUAAUGCAAUAAGAAUGGUACAGCUUGCCUGCCUUUAGAGUCAUGAUUUGAACGCUAAUCUUAAGUCGCUGUUUUACAUGAGCCACACCAAAUUGAAACAUUUACAAGGAAUCAUGUCUGCAUUAACCACAAUACUUGUGGUCAGAAUGCAAACAAAAAACACUGAUAAUAUAUGCAUUGUCUUUGAAACUGAUUGGUCCACACCAGAAACAGCUUUCUUUGGAGCCUAGUCUCAAAAGGUGUUAGACCAGAGGGACGCCAAAAAAGACGCCAAAAACCGUCCUCUGGUCUAACACCUUUUGAGACUCGGCACCAAAGAAAGCUGUCUCUGGUGUGGACCAAUCGGUUUCAAAGACAAAGCAUAUUAUCAGAGUACUGUAUGUUUUUUGUUUGCAUUAUUAUGACCACAAGUAUUGUGGUUAAUGCAGACAUGAUUCCUUGUAAAAGGUUUCAGUUUGGUGUUUUAACAUAGUAACACCUGUUUUGUUGCCAGAAAAAAGGGGAAAACCUAUUCUCAUAGUUUGGUACUGGAAAAGGAGGUCCCAUGACGUAACCUCCUUGUGCCUCAUUAAUACUGCUCCAAAUUGAGAAUAAAAUUUUAAAGCUUACAUUUCACGUUGAAAAGUGUUUUUAAAUUGGUACAUUUACAGAUUUUUGUUGCAAGGUUACAACCUUGACGAUUCGUUUAAGCUUAGCCAAUUUAAUAACUAUUGACAGUGCAUCUUGUAUUUUUUGUAGAAGGCUAAUAUUAUUUACAUAAUGCUGUUAAAUUAGAUGAAACAAAUUAUGCCAAUGGAUAAGUGCCUGAUCUAUCUUGUGGAAUUUUGGUUUUCACCAGGUGUACAUUUUAUGAACAUAUGCCUAUGCAGUGUAAAAGUAUGUUGUAGUUUGCAGCCCUUGGCCAGUCCACUAAUGGAUAAAGGCCUCUGCCUGCUGUGAGGGUUUGAUCAUACUUUACCAUGCUCGUAAUUAUGGGUUUAAUGGGGGGGAGGGCCUAGGACCAGUUCAGAUAUCACUUGCCACUUAUGGUAGCCAUUUCCAGAAUUAAAACUUGGUUAUUGGGUUAAUAAUCCACUGUGAACUACUGUGCCACUGCUCCCACCCGAAGUAUUCAAAUGUACCUCAAUAUAAAGGAGAACUCCGUUUCUCUUUAUAGCCAACAUAUAGUCCACCACAUUGUUAGAUGUCUUACAGGUAAAAGUCUUCACAGUUUCACCCUUGAUUUAAGUUGCUAAAUGUGUGGCUGCGUUAUACAUCCAUAUAGUGGAUGUAAUUCAAGCCCAUAAAUAACUGUCUGAUGCCAUAUAAGUACUAAAAUUGUUCGUGAACAAAAUAAAAGAUGAUACCAAAGGUACAAAUACUUAAUUAAAUGGUCAUUUAAAAUGGACAUGAACCACUUUAACAAGGCAAUGGUCAUAUAUUUGAUACAGUACGUUGACUUUUUGCACUUGCAGUUUUGUUAUUUUUACUUCAAAUGAGAACGAUAGUAAAUUAAAAAUAAUAACAUCUCAUUGAAUGCUUGUGUAUGCCGAUUAAUAAAAGCUGAUUGCCUGCA
This is a messenger RNA of Lethenteron reissneri (Far Eastern brook lamprey), 4545 nucleotides long. It is a transcript of the gene PLBD2, whose product is annotated as phospholipase B domain containing 2. The record is from RefSeq and is a predicted model, not a curated record. Gene Ontology annotation, cellular component: extracellular region. Gene Ontology annotation, biological process: phospholipid catabolic process. Lineage: Eukaryota; Metazoa; Chordata; Hyperoartia; Petromyzontiformes; Petromyzontidae. Gene Ontology annotation, molecular function: glycerophospholipase activity.